AUGAGCUUCGAGACCGACGACCAGAGCACGGUGCCUUGCAUCUCUCUUCACAACUUUGGCGAGCGCCGCGCCAAGAUCAUCGAGCAACUCAUGGACGCAAGCACCCGCAUCGGCUUCUUCACUCUCGAGAACCACGGCAUCUCCGCCGAGCAAGUCCAGGACGCCUUUGCUCUGUCGCAGGAGUUCUUUGCUAAGCCCGACGAGGUCAAGGCUAAAACGCCGCUCAACGGCAAGAACAUGGGUUGGGAGAAGGGGGCCCAGAUCCGACCCUCUACCGGUACCGCUGACCAAAAGGAGUCGAUGCAGCUCCAAUUCGCACGUAUGGAGGGAAUGUGGCCCUCGGACAAUGACGUGCCCGGCUUCCGCAAGCGCGCCGAAGCGUUCAUGCACGCAGUGCAAGAGCUCAGCAUCAAGGUCAUGGAGUGCUUCGCCGAGGGCCUCGACCUUCCCCUUUCCACCUUCACAGAGGGAACCGUCGACCCCGGUGUCGGCGACUCUCAGUCCACUCUGCGUCUGCUGCACUACCACAGCGUCGAGGGCAAAGAUUUUGGCGAAAACUUCUGGCGAGCAGGCAGUCACGCCGACUUUGACGUGCUCACCAUGCUCUUCCAGCGGGACGGAGAAGGCGGUCUCGAGGUGUGCCCAGGCAGAGAGGUGGUCGGCGAUUUCGGUCACGGAAACACUUGGAAGAAGGUGGAAGCAAGAAGUGACAGGAUUGUUUGCAACAUCGGCGAUCAGCUCAUGAGGUGGUCAGAUGACAGGCUAAAGUCGACCUUCCACCGCGUCAGGCUGCCACGUCAAGGCGAGCCCAAAGGUGCACGCUACUCCAUCGCUUUCUUUAACCAGGCACGCAGCGACACAAUCAUCCAAGGUCCUGGCAAAAAGUACGCCCCCAUCACCGGAGCCGAAUUCAUCAAACAGGCAUUGGAACGGAACAAGCUGGGCCUCGCCGCGCGAACUGCGCAGCCGCCUCAGUCGCAGCAAGACUUGUUGAGCGCUCCUUCUGCCGCCGUGGCGGUCAACUAA
Sporisorium graminicola is the source of this 1026-nucleotide messenger RNA. RefSeq lists its product as uncharacterized. Gene Ontology annotation, molecular function: dioxygenase activity. Lineage: Eukaryota; Fungi; Basidiomycota; Ustilaginomycetes; Ustilaginales; Ustilaginaceae. The transcript has a single exon. The record is from RefSeq and is a predicted model, not a curated record. The coding region runs from base 1 to 1026 and encodes 341 amino acids.